This is a messenger RNA of Epinephelus moara (kelp grouper), 1007 nucleotides long. Its product is annotated as snaclec bothroinsularin subunit alpha-like. The record is from RefSeq and is a predicted model, not a curated record. NCBI's taxonomy places the organism in Eukaryota, Metazoa, Chordata, Actinopteri, Perciformes, Serranidae. Bases 127 to 741 code for a protein of 204 amino acids. The transcript has 8 exons.
UUUUUGGUAUUUAAGUGUUUUUAGUGGCAGUGAAUCAGAAGCUGCAGACACUUGGCUGACGGAUUUGACUCUACUGACGCAGAAUAUUAGAUUUGUCCUGCAGCUGUCCAUUAUUCAGCACAAAUAAUGAGGGUCAUUUUUCUUCUCUGUGCCACCUUCACUUUGAGCAUUUCAACAGCAGAUCCAGUGAAGGAGAUGAAGCCAGAGCCGGUGGAGGAACCUGUCCCUGUUCAGCAAAAUAAGACUGGAGAGGAGAAACGAGGGGAGCCGCUGCCUCGGGGAGCAGGAAGGAUGGCCAAAUGGCAGUAUGGAGGAAUUAACCGGUUUCCAGACUAUUACAGUGGGGAGGAUGACUGUCCAACCAGCUGGCAAAGAUAUGGGUCCCGAUGUUUUGUCUUCAUCAACAGCCCAAUGGCUUGGGUAGAUGCUGAGAAACAUUGUUGGCCCUACGGUGCCAACCUUGCAUCCAUCCAUGACCAAUGGGAGUACAGUUUCAUCCAGGACUCUGUAAUAGACCAAGGAUACGAUGGCCAAGCCUGGAUCGGUGGCACUGAUGCAGUCAGGCCCAUGGACAGCUUAUGGAGUGAUGGUUCAGUGUCUGAUGUGGAGAGCUGGGCCGCAAGCACCUGGGAUAGACGCAAAAAAUGUCUUGCAAUACGUCGGUCAGACCUCCUGAAUAAGUGGUAUUGUGAAGAUAUGCUUCCCUUUGUGUGUGGAACGAGACCAGGUGGACUGUUUUAAAUAUACCACAAUGCUCUUAAUCAGGAAAAACAUCAUUGUGUAUUUUAGAGCCAAGUGUGUGCAGUCUGUUCCAGUCUGUAUGAGAAAUCACAUGAAACCAUCUUAAAACCAAGUAUAACAUUCAAACAUGCUGUAUUUAUAAAAAUAACAGCCGUUUCUGUGGGACUGGAUGUUAGUUAUGAUGAUUGUCUGAACAUCUGUCACGUUCCAUCUAUAAACAGCAAAAUGUACUUAUCAAAAGUAAAAGAGCUUAUCAUGCAGUAAAA